Pyrenophora tritici-repentis Pt-1C-BFP is the source of this 761-nucleotide messenger RNA. NCBI's taxonomy places the organism in Eukaryota, Fungi, Ascomycota, Dothideomycetes, Pleosporales, Pleosporaceae. The record is from RefSeq and is a predicted model, not a curated record.
AUGGUAAGCAUGGCGCGACAUCAUCUCUGCGCUUCACUCAGCAGCUCACGCUUCACAGGAUGGGAGGUGCGCCGCUCCAACACGAAGAACCUACCAUACUACUUCCACGCCCAAACCAAAGACUCGCGAUGGGAGCCCCCGGCAGGCACCGACCCCGAGCGGUUGAAGACAUACAUGGCAGCCAACCACAGCUCCAAGGGCGUCGCGCCCGCCGCAUUUGCGCCGACCGAGGGCAAGAUUCGAUGCGCCCAUCUCUUGGUCAAGCAUCGCGACAGUAGGCGUCCAGCUAGUUGGCGGGAGCCCAAGAUUACGCGCUCUAUCGAAGAGGCGCGGGAAUUGAUAAGGAACUAUCACGCGCAGAUCAAGGCAUACGAGGAGGGCGGAGACAAUGCAAAGUCGCUGUCUGAACUCGCAACCACCGAGUCUGACUGCAGCAGUGCUCGCAAGGGCGGUGACCUGGGUUUCUUUGGCAGGGGUGAUAUGCAAAAGGAAUUUGAGCAGGCUGCUUUUGCUCUCGAGAAGGGUCAGGUUAGCGACAUGGUCGAAACUGCCUCAGGGGUGCAUUUGAUCCAAAGGCUGGAAUAGGAGACGGGCCGCGCAAACUCUAAAGCCCCGCCAAAGAAGGGCUGAGCAUGAGCUUGAGCUUCAGCAUAGCAGCGUGCGAGCCGGGGCUGCUGGGACGUGGGCCGGCUGUGACAGAAGGUUCAAAGCCGUGGAGAAAGUGGCUCAAGUUCCAAUGACGAAUCAGAUGGGUAAACCCA